CUUGGACGAGCGUCCAGCGACAGGAGGCACGGAGCCGAGACCGCGUCGCCCUACUGCCCCGCGCCCCCACCUCGCCCCAGGCGCCCGCCGGCCGCCGUCCCGCCCGCCUCGCGCCCUCGCCGCCGGCUCGCCUCCACCCUCCAGCCAACCUCCGUCGGCCUCCGCCGCAACAGCCAGUCCCGGCCGCCCUUCCCCAAUUCCCCUCCCCUGAACCCUAGGCAGAGCAGCCGAGCAGGGAGGCCGCCGGCGCCAUCGACCGGCGUUCGUUACGGCCCGGCUACGUUGCUCCGGCGGCGUGGAGAAGGCCAGCAGCAGGCCAGCAGCUGAGCAGCCCCCAGUUCAUCCUCCAACCGUUUAGAUCCGCCAGUGGCCUGCACAAUUUUCACCAUCUAGAUUCGCCUCUGGUACCAGGAGGUAGUCGGGAGAAGACAAGAUGGUGUUCGGACAGUUAGUGAUCGGGCCACCAGGCUGCGGCAAGACCACCUACUGCAACGGCAUGUCCCAGUUCCUCUCCCUCAUCGGAAGGAAGGUUUCAGUUAUCAAUCUCGACCCUGCAAACGAUGCAUUGCCAUAUGAAUGUGCCAUCAACAUUGAGGACCUCAUAAAACUUAGCGAUGUCAUGUCUGAGCAUUCGCUUGGUCCUAACGGAGGGCUUGUGUAUUGCAUGGACUACUUGGAGAAGAAUAUUGACUGGCUGGAAGAAAAGUUGAAACCUCUUAUUGAAGAUCACUAUCUGCUAUUUGAUUUCCCGGGGCAAGUGGAACUUUUCUCCCUUCACACGAAUGCAAGGAACAUCAUCAAUAAACUCAUCAAAAAGCUAAAUUUGCGGCUUACUGUUGUGCACCUUGUUGAUGCCCAUUUAUGUUGUGAUCCUGGGAAGUAUGUGAGUGCUUUGCUGCUUUCACUAUCAACGAUGUUACACUUGGAGCUAUCGCACAUCAAUGUUUUGUCAAAGAUUGACCUCAUUGAGAACUAUGGAAAUUUAGCGUUCAACCUUGACUUCUACACUGAUGUGCAAGACCUGUCCUAUUUGCAACACCAUCUUGAUCAAGAUCCUCGUUCUGCUAAGUACAGGAAACUUACGAAAGAGCUAUGUGAUGUGAUUGAUGAUUUUAGCUUAGUCAAUUUUACAACUUUGGACAUCCAGGACAAGGAAAGUGUGGGUAAUCUUGUGAAGUUGAUUGACAAGAGCAAUGGCUAUAUAUUUUCAACUAUAGACAGCAGUGCCGUUGAGUUUAGCAAAAUUGCAGCUGCACCUCUUGACUGGGAUUACUACAGAACAGCAGCAGUGCAGGAGAAGUACAUGAAAGACGACGAGGUUGUGGAGAAAACAAGCAGGAUGCAAUGAGGUCGAUGCUCGCUGAUGCCAGCUGCUAAUUAAACAUGUCACUGUGGCGUAUACAGAUGGCUCGUGUUUACUAUGACAAUGUGGAUUGCUUACACCCAGUUGUAGGUGUUAUUUGGAGUUUUUUGCUAGUCUCUGUAUGUGUAGAGUUCUGCCAUCAUCUGUGAGGUGAAGAUGGUAUGCCGUGAAACUAUAUGUGAAGGAGUACUUGUUUCUCCUGACUUGCUGAUCUCUUCUCUCAGUCUCUAGUAUGUAGGGCUAGUAAAAACUUCCAGUUCAGCAGUA
Lolium perenne is the source of this 1630-nucleotide messenger RNA. The record is from RefSeq and is a predicted model, not a curated record. NCBI's taxonomy places the organism in Eukaryota, Viridiplantae, Streptophyta, Magnoliopsida, Poales, Poaceae.